AUGGACUUCUCCAUGAUUGCUGUUGGAGACGUGCAAAAUGUGCUUUCAGCCAUGCAAAAGAACUUGGAGUGUCCAAUCUGUUUGGAUGUUGUAGAAGAGCCAGUUUCAACAAAAUGUGAUCACGUAUUCUGCAGGUUCUGCAUGUUCCAACUCCUCAGCAAAAAGAAAAAAGGUGUGAUACAGUGUCCUCUGUGCAAGACUGAAGUUACCAAGAGAAGUCUGAAAGAAAAUUCCAGAUUUAAGCAACUAAUUGAAGGAUUGUUGGAAACUAUCCAUGCGUUUGAGCUUGACACUGGAAUAAAGUUUUUAAACAGUCGUCACUUUCCUAAAACAUCCGCAGAAGCCAUUGCUGCUGAGUUGCUGUGUAAAGAAAGUUCUGUCAUCCAAAGUAAGGGCUUCAGAAACAGGAAAAAAAGUGCUACAGAAAAUGGGCAAGAAAACUGCACCUUGGCUUUUUACAUUUUUAGUGAUACCAGGGUCAAAAGGUGUCCCCUAAGAAACAAAACCCAGAAAUGCGACUCCAAAAAAGGGAUUUAUAUUGAGUUUGGCUCUGAUUCAUCUGAAGAGCUUUUUAAACAGGCAAGCAAUGCUGGAUUAAAAGGCAAAGAAGAGCUUCAGAUUUCAUCUCAAGAAAAGCUAGAAGAACUUAAGAAUGCUGAGAAGGGGACUGAAUAUUCUUGCAAUACACAGCCUGACAAGCUGAGUACUAAAGAAGUAAUUCUACCAAGUGUCAUAGGUGAAAGUGAUUUCUUGAAGGAAGACUUGAGCAAGAAAAGCACUCAGAGCAUCACUGAAAGUGCCAAACCUGGGCAAGUGAAUAUGACUGAAUACCAGAGUUCUCCUUUAAAUGUUCUUGCUGCAGACCUACUCACAGAGCAAUGUGACAGAAUAGGUAAUGCCAGUCCCUUAAGGAAUGGAACUCAGUGCAAUAGUAAAAGCAAAGAGUUUGACUUAAAAGAUAGCUUAGAGAGCAGGUUGGAUAAAAGCAAGGAAAUAGAUAUUUUUGUACAAAGUGUGGAAGCUGCGGAAAUGUAUGAACCCGAGAAUGAUUCUUUCCAUGAAAAAGAACUUCCUCUGGAGGAACUACUUCAGCCAGAGACACUUCACUGUGCUACCCUGAAUCAAGUCUCUAGGAAGAGACUGAAGCGAAGCAUUCAGAAAGUCAAUGAAUGGUUUUCAAAAAGCAAUGAGAUUCUGUCUUCCAAUUCUUCCCAGCAUGAUUCUACUGGAGCAACUGAUGUUUCAAGUGAAGGAGAUACAUGUUUAUCAGAUAAAGAUUCCUGUAUUUCAGAAAAAACUGACCCUAUGGUAGAUUCCAUGGAAAUUGCAGUGGUUGAAGGAAACAAGAGAAGAUUAAAACAAACAGCAGAUAGCAUUAAAGACAAAAUAUUUGGGAAAACAUACAAGAGAGAGAGGAAGUCAAAUUUCUCUAAUACCUUGAGAGAAAUUUUACCUAUUACAAAAAGGGAAGAUGUAGCUGUUGAUGACAAGUGCUUGAAUAAUUCCAGCAAAGAUGGACUAAAACGAAAAAGGAAGGCUGCCCAUGUGCUGCAACCUGAGGAUUUCAUCAAGAAAAAAGAUACAGAGGAGGCAGAUGGGUGCCCUCAAAGUGUUAACUGGUGCCUUGGAGAAGCUGAAAAAAAAAGAUUUGAUGAAAGUUCUGCUGUUAAUGAGAGUCACCUCUCUGACAAGCCCUGUGAUGGGGAGCUAGAACUGAACAACUGUGACCAGAAAAGCACUAAAAAAAGUUCUGCAGCAAAAAGAUGCAGGCAUUCUACUAGAACCAUGUGUGCUCUACAGUUAGUGGUAGACAGAAACUCUGUUUCCCCUGAUCCAGCUGAGCCACAGAUCGAUAGCUAUCCAAGCAGCGAAGAACCAAGGAAAGUUGAUUCUGAGCAAAGACAAGUCAGGCGCAGCAGACGCCUUCAGCUACUUUCUGAAAUGACAAAACAAACAGGAAAAGGAGUAGUAACUAAAGGAGCAAGAAAGUAUGGCAGUGAUCAUGAAGGGUCUGUCUCUGGAGUCCAAAGGAAUCUGCUAGUUCACGCUUCUGAACGCGAAGACCUGUGUGAGUCCCACAGUGUGUUGACUUACGAGCCACUCACUAAUCUGAAGGGUGGUGAUCUAGAAGCAAACGAAAUGCAGAUUAGUCUAAAGAAUUCAGCUCAUGCUGCAGAAACUGGAAGUCUCUUCAAUCCUACUUCUUCAUGUCAGCAUUCAAAUUGUCUUUCCUUUGCACCUGAUGCAGGUGCUCAAGAAGGUGAAAUACCAGGUAGCCCUUUCCUCCGACAGUCUCCUUCAAUGACUGUUGUGCAAAUAGCUUCCCACCCAACUGAAGAGGUGAUUGAAUCAUGUACUACUUUUCCCCAGGAUAGUGGACGUGAUACACAAAAUGUUCCAGGGGACUUCAGAACUGAAAAGUUGCCAGCAGCUAAAAAUGUUUCGGAAUUGACUAAGGAAGCUGAAGACAGUGAGUUAGACACACAGUAUCUGCGAAAUAUAUUUAGGCAUUCAAAACGCCUGUCAUUUAGCCUUUAUCCUACUCCCAUGAAGGCAUGUGCAGUAGAAGAUGCUGCUUCUGAAGCUUUAAAGAUACCGUGUGCUGAUCAGGUAGAGAAUAAGCAUAGCAGGUAUUUAAAAACAGAAGACUUGCAAGAAGAGAAAACAACUGCUGAAAGCUUGAGUCGGGUUUGCGAGAAAGAGAAGCGUAAGAGCUAUGAGUCUGCUUGUGUUAGUCCUGUGACUUGCCUUGUUGGCAACACCGAAUGUGUGCGUACAGGGGAACACCCAGAAGAUAUUCCACACGUUGCAAAUCAGGGGAAUCUGACACCAAUAAGAAUGGGUACUGCUAGGACAGAAGACAAAAACAGAUCACAAAAAGGAGAGCAGGGAAACGAAAAGACACUGUCAACUGAUGACAUAGGGGGGAUAGCAAGCAAGUUGAGACAGAAUCCAAUCAAAAGUAGUAGAAGCCAAAGUGAUCAGAGUCAUACAGAAGAGCACAUUUUCAAAAGAACUGAUUUAAACACAGUUGAUGAAAUAUGCUUCAGUUCAGAAAGCAAUCAAGUAGGAAAGGCCAAAGUUGUUGACAGCAAAGGACCAAUAUUACAUUUUCAGUCCAGAUCAAUGAUUUGUCGUGCAGCUUGUCAGCAAAGGCCUGCUGAAUUCAGCUGUGAUGUCAUUGGGAAAAAAUGUAACAAAAGAAAACAAGUGAAGGGGAAUGAAGGACAAGCGACCCAAACUGCUAGCACAGGGAUGCCUGAGUGUUUAGUUACAGAGGCUCAAGAAGAACCUCUUAAAGGCAACAGUGACUUUACAGGUUUGUCUGAAACCCCUGAUGGCUUACUGUGCUCUGAUGAUGAUAUUGAAGAGAACAAUAGCUUUUCUGAAACUGAUAGGAGAGAGAGAUCUGCUGUGUUUGUAAAACGAAGUGACAAUGCCCCGGUGAAAGAAAUACACAAUAGAAAUGUAUGUUCUAAGCCAAGAUCUCAAGGUUUUCAAAGAUCUCGAAGAAGAGCACAGAAACUGCAAUCUUCAGAUGAAGAAUCUAGUGAGGAUGAAGAUUUACCGUGUUUUCAGACAUUGAUAUUUGGCAAAUCAGUAAGCACACCUUUGCAGAUCCAUAAGCAAGUGACUUCUGUGGUAGAGUCUUCCGUAAGUCCCAUCACAUUGCCUCACAGUGGCAGUCAUGACGACAAUAAUAUGCAGAAAAUGUCUGAAGCUGCCCUAAGUAAUGAGUGUGUUUCACCAAGCCAGGAGUCAGAAUUCUCCGUCAACUUGUUUUCUUCCCAGUCCCACAUGUCUGAAGAAUCAGUUGCUGGAGCACAAGAGCUGAAUAAACCUUUAAUUCAAGUUCAUACAUCCAAACAAGUGAGCAAUGUGAUUGAGAGUAAAGAAACUUUUCAAAGUUGUAAUGAAGGGCUGGAGAGAAGCAGAACUAACUUCAAAGAUGAAUGCCAAGAAGACCCAAACAUGGGAGCAAACCUAGGUGAAGCAUCUGAAUAUGACAGUGAAACAAGUAAUGUAGAGGAUUCAUGUGGAGCCUUCUCUCAGGGUGAAAUCCUUACUACACAGCAGAAGAAUGCUAUGCAAAAUAACCUAAAAAAACUUCAGCAAGAAAUGGCUGUACUUGAAGCAGUGCUAAAGCAGCAUGGAAGUCAGGACUGUGAAUUUUUACCAAUCCAUGGGAAACUGCCACAUUCCAGUAGUGAAGGAACACUUGGAAUGGAACAAAUGAGACAAGGAAGAGAAAAUGCAGAUGAGCAGAAAUCUGGGACCAGGCUAAAUGGUGCAUCUGUCUUAUCAAAUCUCUCUGGAAAUGUGACCAGGAAUCCAAAUAAUUCUUCCUCAUCUUUAAGGCUUCUUAACCCUGAAACUGCAGAAGCAACAAAUAGCUCUGUUGUAGCUCAGAACGCUAAGAAAAGCUGUGCUGAAGAAUGUAAAUCGGAGAGAAGUGGGUCUUUUCCUCUAUCUGUUCUGCACAGUGCAGCUGGGAAAGAAAAUGCUACAAGUCCUGUUGGGACUAAAAGGAAAGAAAUGUCAAUUGUUGCAUCAGGUCUGAAUCAAAGUGAACAUUUGGUGAUCCAGAAGUUUGCAAGAAAAACUCAGAGCACUUUAUCUAAUCACAUUACUGAAGGAACAACCCACGUCAUAAUGAAAACAGAUAAGGACCUGGUCUGUGAACGGACACUGAAGUACUUCCUGGGUAUUGCAGGAAGAAAAUGGGUAGUUAGUUAUCAGUGGGUAAUUCAGUCUUUCAGAGAAGGAAGGAUACUGGAUGAGGAGAACUUUGAAGUUAGAGGAGAUGUAAUCAAUGGGAGAAACCACCAAGGUCCUAAGAGGGCUAGACAGUCUCUGACUGAAAAGAUUUUUAAAGACUUCGAGAUCUGUUGCUAUGGACCUUUCACUGAUAUGACUACAGAACAUCUAGAAUGGAUGGUGGAGCUUUGUGGUGCCUCUGUAGUGAAGCAACUUCAUCUGUUCACACACAAAACAAAUUCUACUGCUGUUGUGGUUGUCCAGCCAGAUGCUUGGAUGGAAAACACAGAUUAUAGAGCAAUCCAGCACAAGAACAGUGUUGCCACGGUGACUCGAGAGUGGGUGUUGGACAGUGUUGCUUGCUAUGAGUGCCAGGAGUUGGCUGCUUACCUGGUGUCCUGA
Molecule: messenger RNA, 5160 nt
Organism: Tauraco erythrolophus (red-crested turaco)
Lineage: Eukaryota; Metazoa; Chordata; Aves; Musophagiformes; Musophagidae
Source: RefSeq, a predicted model, not a curated record